AUGGUUAAGAUACUUAAAUGCUCAGGUUGUGAUCAAGAAAUAAGAACUGAUAAAACCCGAGAUCUUAAUAAACACAUGAAUUUAAAUGAAAACCUUCGAAAGGGUCAAUGUCAACCAGCAUUGCGAUUAAUGCAAAACCCAGUUCCACCAGCCCAGCUAAGAGAAGAAAAUGUGUCGGCUGUUGACCCAGGGAUAGAAUCUACCACAAAACAAAAUAAAACUAUUUUAAUUUAUAAAAAUAUAGCAAAUGCAGAUAAUAAUGAAACAAGUAUAAAAGCAUACAUAAGAAUUAGCGAUGAGUCUGAAGCUAUUUCAAAAAAAACUAAAGCACCCAGAAAAAGUGAGAAAAUAAGUGAACAGGAGAAGGCUUGGAUAGAUUUAGCGUCAACAGGUGCUCUAAUAUUUGCAGAAAAAUAUGAAGGAGAAGCUAUUCAAUAUGAUUUUCAUACUAUAGAUGUAUCUUUAGUAGAAAAAUGGACUAAAUUUCCAUAUGGAAUUUAUAAAGCAACAAUAGAAGGAAAUCCGUCAAAGAAAAGUCUUCAAUGUACAAGAUAUUUGCGAUAUAACCCACAUGGGAUUUACACGCAUUAUGAUUUAGAGAGUGCUAAAAGAAAUGGCUUAAAAGUAUAUUUGAUAAAUGAAUCACCAAAUGUACUUAUUUAUGAAAGAAAUGUACGUAUAACAGGAAAAGACAUGUUUGGAAAAUGGGGUAAUAUACUAUACAAUAUUAAGAAAGAAGGCGGAACAGCAGGAAAAGUAAGUAAAGCAUUAUUAGUUUCAUUAUGGGGAGCAUUAUGCGAACAAAGAAAUGGUCAAAAUUAUGGAGCUUAUUCAAGAAUUAAACCAUUUCUAUUAGUAUCAGCCAGAAAAAAAAUAUCAGAAAUUGUGAGACCAUUAGGUGAUCAAGUAAAGUGCAUUCAUACGGACGGAUUUAUAGUAGCAGGACAAGUAAAUCUCAAAACAGGUAUAGAAAUGGGUGAGCUAAAAUUCGAGAAAAGAGGAGUUUGCAUUAUAAAAAAUUGUAUAUCUGUUACAUGGAAACCACCUUACCCAGAAAUUUUAAAUUUGAUUACAAAUAGUUUACCGGAUUUUGAAAAAAUACAAGAUAAAGAGCAGAAUACAAAGUUAGAUACAGAGUAUCCUGCUUCACAAACAUAUCAAGGUAAAAAGGAGCUACUUACUAGUGUAGAAGAUUUAUAUAAUCUUUAUUAUGAACUAUCCAAAAAAGAACGACCUAUGACUGAAACAGAAAUUGAGGAAGCUGUUAAGGAUGUGCUUUUAGAUAAGUAG
Molecule: messenger RNA, 1290 nt
Organism: Acaulospora morrowiae
Lineage: Eukaryota; Fungi; Glomeromycota; Glomeromycetes; Diversisporales; Acaulosporaceae
Source: the annotation of a GenBank genome assembly